Molecule: messenger RNA, 4778 nt
Organism: Crotalus tigris (Tiger rattlesnake)
Lineage: Eukaryota; Metazoa; Chordata; Lepidosauria; Squamata; Viperidae
Exons: 6
Coding region: 891-4052 (1053 amino acids)
Source: RefSeq, a predicted model, not a curated record
UGUUGUGUAGUUUUAUAUAAAUCUUACCCCUUUACGAGAAAAAAAAUGUUUCUUUACUUUGAAGGGGGCAUAUAGAAACGGGUGACCUCAGGCUCAAGCACUACUGAACGGGGCUGGAUACGUAUUUGCCUACGUGACUAUUUUCUACCUGUGAUAACCUGCAAAUGUGCAUUCUUUAUUUUAAAUAUUACAGUAUUCGUUUAUGCCAGUAGGGUAGAAUUUUCUGCUUCUGAGGAGGCAGACAGAAUUAGCAGCCUUUCAGAGGCUAACGUUCACCCAGUUGAUUAGGAAAGUUUCUUAGGAACGGAUCCAGGAUAUGGGUCUGUAUCAAUCUUCAAAAAGUUACUGUGUUCUAAGAGUGAAAAUAAAGCAACAUGUUUGAUCAGCUUAAGGAUUUAAUGAAUGGUAUAUCACUACUUUUUUAGUCAUGUUUGUUUUAAUCUCCAUAUUUUUGGGGGGGUUACUCAUAAAUAAUCACCAUUUCUCUAUUUUUCUUUCUGUUGGUGCCAGUUGUUUUGUAUUUCACUAUUAAAAAAAAAAGCCCUCCCAUUAUUUCCAAUAAAUGUGGCCAUGCUGGUUCUAUAAAGCUGGAAAAAGUUGAUCUACAUAUCUAAUGCAAUAUUUUAUUUAUUUUCCACCUUUAUUAUUUUUAAAAUCAUUCAGGGCAGCGAACAUACCUAAUGCUACUACUUCCUAUUUUCUGGAAAGCCAACUUUCAUGCCUAAAAUGUGACUAGGACACAUGUUUUCCAGAGAAAAGGCUUCAGCCAAGCAAAAUGGACUGUAAAAGACAUUUGUGAUGCAAGCAUGACCUCAGAUGGGAAGCCUUAAGAACCUGUAGCCUAGAGGCUGACAGAGCAGCUGCUGAUAUACCAGCUGGGCCCCAGCACCAUGCUGACAGUCCUGCAGAAUGUCAUCUCAGACUGCUGCCACCUGCUGCUGUUUCUGCUAGUCGCCAUUUUAUUUGUGCCUGCUACUAUCUGGGCCUUCAAAAAGGUGAAAAAAAUACAGGCUGAUGCCCGCAACAAAAAGCAGAGCAAGUACAGAGUACCAUGGAUAGCAUCUUUGGAAAGACUAAGUGUCACAAGCACAGAUCCAGAGAGGAAAAAGGGUAUAAGCUCAGCCACAGAACAGAAGUCCUGCAACAAUUUGAGCCUCUAUCGUACUCUGUGCGUUUUGGAUAAGAAAAUUGAGUACCUCACCUGGCAAAUGCAACGUAUCAGUAAACCAAUCUCACGUUCUGCAUCCAACACCACUUUGGAUUCCAUCACCUCUCUGUACAGCUGGGCCCAUUCAUCAACCAGAGAUGUCUGCUAUAGCCGGUCUAGAACACCUCCCUCCCCCCCAGUCCCCAUUGCUUCACAAGAAAUUCCAGAGUGGCAGGGGCACGUCACCAGUCCCUACAAGACUGGUUUCCAGAAGUCACGCCAAAGAUCUUCUUCUUAUCCUCCAAUGAACUUCCAACUGCACCAGAAGUCAAAGCAACGGAGAAGAAGUACUCCAACAUCUGAAUCUCUGACCAAACUGACACCAAGGGUUCCUUCAAGAGUCAGAAGCAGCCCUAUCCAUAUUCAGAGAUUUGGAGGCAGGAUUUAUUUUCUGGACUACAAAGAGCAGGAGCUGCUUGACUGGCACAUCCACAAGAAACAUUGGCAGAAGGAAGCACCACCAUUACCUUGGCAGAAGGAAACACCACAAUCACAUUGGGAGAAAGAAGCACCACCAUUAUAUUGGGAGAAAGACGCACCACCAUUACAUUGGCAGAAGGAAGAUCCACCAUUACCCUGGCAGAAGGAAGCACCACCAUUAUAUUGGCAGAAGGAAACUCCACCAUUACCCUGGCAGAAAGAAGCCCCACCAUUACAUUGGCAGAAGGAAGCCCCACCAUUAUAUUGGCAGAAUGAAGCCCCACCAUUACAUUGGCAGAAGGAAGCACCACCAUUACAUUGGCAAUAUUGGCAGAAGGAAGCACCACCAUUAUAUUGGCAGAGGGAAGCACCGCCAUUACAGUGGCAGAAAGAAGCAUCACCAUUCUCUCAGAUGCCCAGCAGAGACACCAAUGUGCAGGUUGGCAUCACCCCACAAAAUGAGGUGGUACAAUGGGUAAGUCAGCAGGUCUCCAUUGGUCAAAGGUCACGUGGCCACACACCUCCUUCAACUAGUCCCAAAGCUCAUCACACUCCACACAAGCCUCCACCUGUCAGAGUAAAAAGCCCCAAGCCCCACAUCCAGACUCCUGCAUCUUCUCCAAAAGAUUUGCUGCCUCCCCCAUUCAUUAUCUGUCAAACUACUAGCCACAGCAAUCUCAAGGCACCAGACAAUGUGCAGAUUGGCAUCACCCCACAAAAUGAGGUGGUGCAUUGGGUAAGCCAGCAGCGCUCCAUUGGUCAAAGGUCACAUAGCCGCACACCUCCUUCAACUAGCCCCAAAGGUCGUCAAACUUCACCCAAACCUCCACCUGUCAGGGUAAGAAGCCCCGGACCCCACACCCAGACUCCUGAACCUUCUCCCAAAGAUUUGCUGCCUCCCCCAUUCAUCAUCUGUCAUACUACUAGCCACAGCAGUCUCAAGGCACCAAGAGAUGUAAAUCUGAGUAGUAUGACCCCUAAGGAGGAGUUAAAAGAGGUACUUAACCUGCUAGCACAAAACCAGAGCCUGUUGACAAAGCAGCCUGGAAGACCCAGGACUCCCAAGAAAAAGGAGAAAGAAGUUCGUGGCAAAAGACCAAGUACCUCUAAGGAAAGUGCAGGAAGGUCAGGCAGUCCCAAGGACAAGCCAGCAGAGACUCAGAUCAGCCUGAUGCUUGACCAAAAGAUACACCGAUUGAGCUGGGCUAAGGACAUGACAGAAGUCCCGAAAGAAAGUGGAGACCUCCGUAGCCCUAUUCGGACAUCAUUCUUAGACCCUACUUUCAUGUGCCAGAACCAACUGGAAUUGCCUUGUGUUCACAAAACACAAGUAGAACUGCAUCAGGAAAGUCUCAAACUUCCAAAGAGCCCCCCCAAGUCUCAGUGUCUGGCCCAUGCCAUUGUGGAAUCAUUGGAUACAGAGCAAGCUACACGGGAUCUACAUAUGUGCUUGGCUAAAGGUCUGGAGAAUGGACGUAGCCGGCCAAGUGUAGAAUAUCCUGUUUGCUUGUUAUGUGGCCGCUGCGCUCCUUAUUGUCCGCAUCCCCAUCCACAGCACGGCCCUUGCCUCCUUGUCUAUCCACGGCUAAGUGUACAGGAUGGGGAGGUUUACAUGAAUUUGGGCUUCCUCCUUAAGAUCAAGAGGCAUGAGGCCAGCAAAUGGGGUCUGGUGCAAGGAAAGGAUGCAUCAAAGUUGCAACACAGCAAAGAGCAUCCCUCCAAGCGAGAGAGGAGUCCGAGCAGAAGCAGGAGCAGGAGCAGAAGCAGGAAUGCCCAUGAAGCAGCACCUCCAUCAUGGGCCCCAGAGAGGCCAUCUCACCAAGCCAGGCAGCGAUCUACAGAGGCAAUUGACCUGAGAGUCAGACGGCACAGGGCUGGUUCCAGGCCAUCCAGAGCAACACCACCUAGAUCCUCUCCACGUUCACCUAAAAUGGAGCCCCAGUCACGAAUUCGAAAGCCAGCCCCAGAGGCAAUCCAAUCCAAAUUCCCACAGAAGCCUCCCAGCAUUCUGAAAAAGCUCUUGUUAUGCAUCAGGAAAGUUUGGGCAAAGGUACGGAGGAAAAAAGAACUCCCCUCCACAAAGCAAAGCUCUAGGGCAUCCCUCCAGAAAGCAGCUUCUUCUCAAAAUCUGGUGGUUCCUUCAGCUACUUCUGGUUUUCAAGCCAAAGGCAUUUUGCACCAUAAGCAAAACUCUCUUCCUAAAGAUGCAAUGACUCCUACUCACUUGAAACAAGGACACUCUCAUGGUCGUAGAAAAGUAUCAAUGAAAGUCUCAGAACCUGAAACUUUUCAUUCCCACAAGAAGGUUGAUAGCUACCGUGCAAAAUCAGCUUCUUCUGGAGCACCAAAAAAACAUUCCAGACAUUCUCCCGCAAUGCAAUUACAAAGAAGCCCUUCCAAACACCCCAGAGAUCAAAUGUAUUGAGGUCUCAAUAAAGAUGUGGCUUGCUGCCAGUCUCUGCGGUCCCUCUCCAACAAGGAUCUUCUUGUCACUCAUCUCCACAGAUAGAACACAGCAGGUCUGUGUUGUUUUUUUUCCAGGCUGCAAAUAAACUGGCUGAGCUAUUACAUAUUUCUGUAUUUUGAAAUACCACCUUUGCUCAAUUCACAUGGGUUUCCCUGAGAAAUUGCAGGGAAAUGUAAAAAUACAUCUAGCUAAUUGUCCAUCAUCGAUAGCACUAUUCCAGAAAAAACAUCUGCUAGAUAUAUGGAUUAUAAUUGUUGGUUUGGGGAUCAUGAGCUUACCACACAGCCAGGCAGAGAGGAAAUUGGGCUCUAGGGAGCACUGAAUGGAAGCAUGUGGGAAGAAAACAUUGGUGAGGCAGAUGGCAAUAUGAUCAAUGUUGCAGCUUUGGAUCAAAUUGAAAACUGGAUGGACCGGUAAACCACAUUAUUGGAGGAAAUUACUCUGGCUAAUUACUCAUGCUUAGUUUUCCUAGUAUACCAUAUAUGCAGAAAAAUUAAGGGAGAUAAAUAAUAGAUCCACAAAAAGACAAAAGAGUACAGCUCAGUUCUGAGUGCAUUUUAUAUUGGAAUCAGAAAAAAAAUGGCAGCUGGCUGUAAGCAUUCUUAGAAGUAAUUGUAUCCCACUAUUUCUCUCUCUAUGGCAUCACCUUUCUCUUAUGUCCUCUACUAGCAUUAAACUCUAUGA